Ilyonectria robusta is the source of this 663-nucleotide messenger RNA. Its product is annotated as flavin reductase like domain-containing protein. Bases 1 to 663 code for a protein of 220 amino acids. The record is from RefSeq and is a predicted model, not a curated record. Lineage: Eukaryota; Fungi; Ascomycota; Sordariomycetes; Hypocreales; Nectriaceae. The transcript has a single exon. Gene Ontology annotation, molecular function: FMN binding; riboflavin reductase (NADPH) activity.
AUGCUAACCACCUCCUCUUCAGAACCCUCGUCUCGAAGAGCCUACUCAUCUUCUGCUCCAAACCCAUGGCACACCGCGCCCGCGAAACCCCCGACCACCCACCCGACCACCUCUGAGCCUCUGCCCGAACAGCUUCGCUCCAUCAUGCGGCUGCUCCCACACUCGGUCGUCGUGUGCACCGCAACCCAGCCCGGUCCCGACGGCGGCCCCCGCGCCAUGACGAUGUCGUCGUUUACAUCCCUGACGCUCUCCCCGACCCCGCUCGUCACAUUCAACGUCGCAACGCCGAGCCGCACCCUCGACGCCAUCCGCGCGAGCGGCGCCUUCGCGGUGCACAUCCUCGCGGGCGACGCCAACGGCGCCGCUGUUGCGUCGCACUUUACACGCGGGAACCUGGGGGGCCAUGUGCUCGAGGGCCUGGAGGACGUGACGUGCGACGCGGACGGCGCGGCGCCGGUGCUGCGCGGCGAGGGCGUGCUGUUCGCGCUGCGGUGCCGCGUGCUGGCGGAUGCGGCCGAGGGGGGGCUGGUGAGGGUGCGUGAUCAUGUCAUUGUCGUGGGCGAGGUGGUGGCCAUGGUGCCGGUGACGGGCGAGAAGGGCUUUGGGCUUGUGUAUGCGGAUCGGAAGUAUCGGCAGGUUGGGGAGGUAUUGGAGAAGGAAUGA